Messenger RNA from Chenopodium quinoa (quinoa), 1449 nucleotides. Its product is annotated as putative disease resistance protein RGA1. Gene Ontology annotation, molecular function: ADP binding. The record is from RefSeq and is a predicted model, not a curated record. NCBI's taxonomy places the organism in Eukaryota, Viridiplantae, Streptophyta, Magnoliopsida, Caryophyllales, Amaranthaceae. Bases 1 to 1449 code for a protein of 482 amino acids. Gene Ontology annotation, biological process: defense response to other organism. The transcript has 2 exons.
AUGGCGGAAGCCAUCAUUUUGCCUAUUGCUAAAUCCAUACUUGGUAAGAUCGCUUCCUUUACCGGUGAUCUUGCCAUUUCCUCUGUUUCUGAAGAAUUAAAAGCGGCCAAGUCAGCUAAGAAAGAUAUCAAUAAGAUAGCCGAUAAGCUCACUGCUAUUUGUGCUGUCCUCCAUGAUGCUGAAAACAAGCAAUACUCGAACGAAGCCAUGAAAGUUUGGCUAAGAGAUCUCAAGCAUGUUGUUUAUGAUAUUGACGAUCUCUUGGAUGAAGUCGCCUUUGACGCUUUACAAUGCCGUGUCAUUGAAGGUCGUUUUCGCCCCAAGCUUAGGUACUAUCUUUCCUCCUCAAACCCAAUCAUUUUUUCUUUUCAUGUGAGUCACAAAUUACGAGACCUCCGUGAACAGCUAGAACACAUUGUGGCUAAGAAAAAUGAUUUUGGUUUGACUGAAAGUCCGAUUGAGUACUCAACUGCUGACAUCAGGAAUCCUUUGGAUAGUAGCUCAUAUGUCCAUGUACCUGAUGUUGUUGGAAGAGAUGAGGCUAAGCAAGAUGUUAUAAAUAGAUUGGGUAGUGUCAGUGAUGUUAGUGAGCUCUCUGUGCUUCCUAUUGUUGGGAUGGGUGGGAUUGGAAAAAUUACUUUAGCUAAGUUUGUGCUUCCUAACACUUGGAUCAUAAGUUUGUUGGAUGAUGUAUGGGUUGAGGAUUUCAAAAAGUGGAAAGAGCUAAAUGAUGUGCUAGCUGUUGGUAAUUCGGGGAGUAUAAUUUUGAUCACCACAAGAAACUCCAAGGUAGCUUCUAUCACUCAAACAUUUGAAUCGUCUUAUGAUUUGGAUAGUCUUCCGAUGGAAGUUUGCUGGUCAAUGUUCAAGCACCUGGCAUUCAAGGAUGGCGAGGAAGGCAAAUGUCCGAAUCUUUGUGAAAUUGGCAGGUCUAUUGUUAAAAAAUGCCAUGGCAUCCCACUUGUUGUAAAGACUUUGGGGAGUAUAUUAAGAAGUGUAAGGGACGAACGAGAAUGGCAACGAAUUAAUGAUAUGGAAAGUUUUACAGAAUUGAAGCAAGAUUAUGGUGAUGUCUUACCACUAUUAAAAUUAAGUUACGAUAAAUUACCAUCUCACUUAAAACCAUGUUUUGCUCACUUGUCCUUGUGCGUGAAAGAUUAUCCAUUAUUUUCACCUUUUGUAACAUCUGUGUGGAGCGCACUUGGAUUGUUGCCACUGGAUCACAGAAAUAAGGAUAUUGUUGGCCUGGGAUACUCUUACUUAAUGGAACUGACAUCAAAGUUCUUGGUUGAAGAAACAAGUGAUCAUGUUACGGGUGUAUUAUGCGUUAGUAAAAUGCACGAUCUUUUGCAUGAUCUAGCAGUGAACAUUAUGGCAGAAGAGUUAGUUGUUGCAACUUUGGGACCACUGUUUUGCUGUUGGAGAAAGUAUUGGUCUGAUUGUGAAUGA